GCGGUGUGCAGGGUCGUAGCGCUCUCUCGUCUCUCGCGUUGUAUUCGUGGUCGAGUUGGACGACGUUCAGCGAUGAUGCGGUGCCGACAGGCACGGUGUUUGACGGGAAUCUAUUAGACAAACGUGCGCGCGGGCUUACGUAGUGCGCAAAUAGGCUGAUUGUUCGUCGCCGACGUCGCCGCUCGAGAUCUGUGAGAUCGGUGCAAUAAAGACUAGUGCGUGCUCGCGUAGUGAAAACAAAAAAUGUGAGGCCCCGAAGCGACAGCGGGUUCGGAGCUCGUUGAAAGUGAACGAGACAGAGAGAGAAAGACAGACAGAGAGAGAGAGAGAGAGAGAGAGAAGAGAAGCGAAAGAAAGAGGGAGAGCAAGAGAGAGAGAGAGAGGCAAAGAAAGUUGCCGUGCCGAAGACGACAACGGAGGAGCGAAGGAAAGGCGAGAGGAGACGACACACCGACAAGCGCCUUGUGCGAUUUCGGAAUCUCGACGACGAAACAGUGAGGCAAAAUGACGCGCUGAAAAGGAAACCGCCGGAACAAACGCUCGGAAUCUCGUGAUCGCGUCCCGAUAGGACAGAGAGGACGAGAGUAGCAGCUCGUCGUAUCUCAUGUCAAGAGGAGGAGCCUCGUAUCUCUCUGCGAGCACGUAGAAUGGGGGAUGAAAUAAGUGUAUAUUCACGAGAGAUCUAAAGAAAGAAAAAGUACAGGAAAUGCAGCUAAAACCGGCUUUCCACGUUACAGUUAGAAUCAACUGGCAGUAAUCAGCGAACACAAUUCUUCCCUCAAUCUCCGUAAAGCAGUUAAAAUAGCUCGACCAUUUUCUUCUAGAUGAUAAUCCGACCUAUGACGUAGACACGGAAUGUAAAUUAAGCCAGACCAGGUUGAAGUAUCGACCCGUAUAAGUGCGACCGACCGUCAUCGGUCGCGCGAUCAUAAGGAUCAUUCAGUUACACCUUUUGCACCCUCCUUCCUUCUCCUGUCUGCGAAGCUUGAAAGCCGUACACCUACAUUACUUCGGAAGGCAGAAAGUGCGGAAAAAACGCGGCUGAACGGCAAACGCGUCUCCGUGGAGCGCGGCUAAGCGCGGCGCGCAUUAUAAAUAACGCGCUAUUUGGAGCCGCGUCAUGCGCGGUGCGGGGCGGUGUCUUCUGCGGAAACACGGCGGCGAUUGCGCGUCGGUUGAAUUCGCGUUGCGACGGAACGUGGAAGCGCGUUAGGAAUCGCGAGUUAGAAUCGCCCGACCGACCGCGCGAGUCUUUCUACCCGCGCGCUUUCCACCGUCCGUCUAUUCGCCUGUUCUACUGAGCGAUUCUCGGUCGAAUCUAGAACUUGCUGCCGCUUAAAAAUGACGAAGCGCCGAUAGCCCGUCGAUUGUGCGUGCCUCUCGGAACCUCGCGAGUCUUGGAUUUCGCCUGUAAAUGCGGAAACGGUCGUUUAACGAAUAUCCACGUGAUACACAAGGAGGAAUGUCCCGCAACAAUGGACCUGGUCUUUACGAGUUCCUCAUGGAAGCCGAGUUGCAACAAUAUUAUCCCGGCAUUCGAGGGGACCUGAAAGUGCAAACAACGGCGCAACUGAAAUAUGUAACGGAGGAAGAUCUGAACGCGAUAGGGAUGAGUAAGCCGGAAAUGCGUCGCCUGAAGAAGUACUUCCAGAAGCACUUCCCACAAAAUUAUCUCUCCAAGUUUAAGAAGAUGCUGUUGCCGAAACGAGAAGAGCAGUCGCCCGGUGCUCUGAGCAUGCUACCGGAGGAGCGGCAGGACAAACCUCCAGUCCGCGUUCCCAACAAGCACAUGAUACCAGCGGACGCGAUCAUCGUCAAUAAGGAACUAGGAACUGGCGAGUUCGGUAUCGUACAGCAGGGCGUGUGGACGAACGACGGCGAGAGGAUACAAGUGGCGAUCAAGUGUCUGUCGCGCGAGAGGAUGCACAACAAUCCCAUAGAGUUCCUGAAGGAGGCCGCGAUCAUGCACUCGAUCGAUCACGAGCACAUCGUGCGCAUGUACGGCGUCGUGCUCGACACUAAUUCACUAAUGCUGGUCACGGAGCUGGCGCCAUUGCGCUCGUUAUUGGAAUGCCUGAAAGAGCCGAGUCUACGUGCCAGUUUCCCUGUCUUGUCGCUCUGCGACUUUGCCGUACAGAUCGCUGACGGAAUGCAGUAUCUAGAGCAGAAGCGGUUAAUACAUCGCGACCUCGCCGCUCGCAACAUCCUCGUGUUUUCCAAGAACAAGGUCAAGAUCUCGGACUUUGGUCUGUCGCGCGCACUGGGGGUCGGCAAGGAUUACUACCAGACGAACUUCAAUGUUAACCUGAAGCUACCGAUCGCAUGGUGCGCGCCCGAGUGCAUAUCUUACCUAAAAUUCACGUCAGCGAGCGAUGUUUGGGCGUACGGUGUGACUUUGUGGGAGAUGUUCAGUUACGGCUUCCAGCCGUGGGCAGCGUUGACCGGUCAUCAGAUCCUCGAAGCGAUAGACGAGCCAAAUUUCCAGAGGCUAGAGCAACCUGACUGUUGUCCAAAGGACUACUUCGCUCUUAUGCAGCAGUGUUGGCAGCACGACCCGCUCAAGAGGCCCAAGUUCUCCGAUCUAAUCAGCGUGUUACCCGACCUAAAACCGGAACAAGUGCAAGCAGUUCAAGAUAGCGUUGACCCGAGUCAGCUCGUUUACAGACAAAGCGACGUGAUCACAGUUUUGGACAAAGGCAGCAGCAACACGUUGUGGAAGGGUGUGCUGAACAACGGCAAGACAGGAUACUUCAAUCCGGCUCACACGAUAGCGUAUAUUGGUUCCAAUCUGCCCAGCAACAAACCAGGCGAAUUCACGCGGGGAGAUGGCAAAAAUGCCUUCUCGUCGCAGCGUAGGAAGAUUCGCACGGACAUGAUAUCGUCGCCGCAAGGCGAUCUCAAACACACAGGUCACGUGGGUCUGGACGGCGCCUACUUCGGUGACAUUAGCUUCCUCGGCGGAAAGUAUCCGCACUUGCCCCGCCAGGUAGUCACACCGUACAAGCCGCAGGAGGACGUAACUGAUAAUUCUAGUCAAAUUGCAAGUCAAGACGCGAGGAGUAUCGAUGUGAACAGAGAAUCAGUGAGGGACAGCAGAAACCUUCAACAAGAGACCCAACAGAGCAAACACGAGAGCUUAUGGUCUGAUACGAGUUCGGAGAUAUGCCACGUAACCGCGGCGGGCAACGCGAGCAAGCAAUCUAUGACGACAAAUAUGGGGAGCAGCACCGACACUCUCGGAGCUGACCACGAGUACCACGAAAUCAGUGACGAAGAGAAUCAAGACAGUCCGUUGAGAUUCGAUAAGACAUUGAAUUUCGACUUUGGUCCGAGUCUUUUGGCGGAGAUGGAUCAGAUGUUCAGAUCAUUAGGCUCGUCUCCUCCACCUCCGCCACCUGGUCAUCCUUUGCCUACCGAACACGAAUCGAGCAACGCGAGAAACGAGUUACGGGAGAUACAAGCGAAACAGUGCAGCAAGAAAAAACAAGCCACCGUGAAGCCUAUCUCAGCCGCCGAUCAGAAAACUCUCUACUCAGCCAUUGCUAUGGCACAGGAAUUGACAGCACGUUCCAUGACAGAUCUCGAACAUCCACCGGAGUCUCCCCGAACACCUGCCAGUCCUUCAAGACGCAGAAAAUUCUCUUUUAAGUUGCCACAUCAACACAGUCCUAAACCAGACAGACGACACUUUUCCGAAGAAGCUGCCAGUAUACCUGACAUACAGUCCCUCUCGUCCACGGUAUCUAGCAUAGAAUCUCUUGGUGCGCCGUCGACCUUGAAAUUACCCUUGUGGGACAAGGCGUCGGCGGAGUUCUGUUUCGCAAAGUCGCGCGAAUUGCUGACCAAGCCGAGUGCUUGGGCUUCUUACAUGGACAUGGACUUUGACGCGCACAUAUUGGAUAACGCGGCGACGAAGCAAAACCUCGUCAAGUCCACCGAGUUCUUGGAGAACGGGAAUAGGAAGAGCAACGCGAAUUGUGAGGCCGCAGCCGACAUAGACGGCAAACUGAAUAUGCGCCAUCAGAACGGCAAGAUCUUCAAUCUGGAGAACCCGAAUUUCGAUUUCCCGCGCGAGGUGAAGCGAGUAUCCACCAGCUACGUGGAGCGCUACUUCGAGCAGCCCAAGUACUUCGACGACGAGCCUAUUCUGGGGUGUCCCAGCGGCGAGAAGAUGUACUUCGGGGAGGACAAGUACGACAAGAUCAAUAAUUUGGAGCAACCUAACAGGUCGGCGUAUUAUUCUAAUGUGCCGGAGCAGAGCUCGUCGCUCGGAGGCAGGCCCAAUCAGACGUUGCCGAAUAAACCGAGCAACUGCGAGCCGCAAUUGAAGGACAAUAUCGCGCAUUUCGAAGCGCGAGCCGACGAGAAUUUCGAUAUAUUGAAGGAGAAAGCGGCGAACUUUGAGUCACCCCGUAGUAAGCCGAAUAAGUUCGAAGUCAUCAGGGACAAAGCGACGAACUUGGAUCUCGGCACAAGACCAAAGAUCCCUAUUGCCUUCACCGAGUCUACAAAAAUGAACAUCACGGAAUUCACGAAAAAAAUCGACCUGUCGAAAUCUCGAGCAGCGAAAGUAUCCUUUGUGCCUAGAAAUCCGAACCAGGAUGCGAAGAGCGGUGUCUACGGCUCGUCGGACAGCAUCAAAGCGAACGUGAAGACAGGAGGAUCCGACAGUCCCAGAGGCAAUGUGGAAGCGAUGAGGAUAAACAUACAGAGCUUCCGUAAGAUCGAGCAGAAUCAGAACGGUCACGAAGGCUUCCCGUUCGUGAUAUCCAACAAUCCUCUGUUCAUCGCUGAACCGGAAAAGAAGGAGUCUCCCAUCUACAGCAGUUCCGAGAGCCUGCGAGUGAAUUUCCAGCGUCUCAGGCGGAAAUCUGACGCCGAGGCCAGCCAAGUGGAGCUAAACAGCAAGCUCUUGGCGGAGAAGUAUCAGCGCGAAGUCUCCGGUUUAGAGACAGUGAAAAGCUAUUUGGAUUCCAAGAAAGGUCAAGGUUUGAAUCUCGGUUUAGGCAAGCUGACGCAGAACAUGAUCCAGCUGGGUAAAAAUAUCGCUCAGAACUCGAGAAACUUGGAAACCGCGCCGUCCAAAUCGCUGGUGUCCAACAUAAGGAAUUUGGACCUGUCCAUGCCGUCGCAGACGCCACCGUCGCGGAGCUUGAACAUUCCGAUUCAGAAGCCGAAGCACUUGGACCUCAACAUUCCGCUGCAAAGUCAGUCGCCGAUCAACGCGAAGCUCAGCCUGAUGCAGAAGGCGAAUCAGCCACCGACGAGUCCCACUAUGCAUCAGCACAUCCUGGAGCCGCCGAAACUAUAUCAAAACGAUCCCGCGCGGAAAGAGUUACCGAAGCUGGACGUGCUCAUUCCGGAGAAGCUUUCCGGCGCCGCGAACAUCUACCGACACCGAACGUCGUCCUUGUCGGAGAACAGGAAGCCACCGAUAAAGAACGUGCGCAGAUCAUUCCAUCCCAAGAACGACUCCAGUGAGGACUCCGACUCGGUCUCGCACUCGGAGACCGAUAUCAGGAGUCGGCUGCGCUACAAACGCAGGCACAAGCGAGUGCCGCACAGUCUGCGGCUGAACUUCAAGAACAAGCCGCCAUUUUUACAUCCGGACUCCGCCAAGGGAUUCUCUGCGAUCGAGCUGUGCGGCAAGUCACCGCCGCCGUCGACCAGUUUUCUCAACUCGCUUUCGCCGCCGUUCUCCUCCAGGAACAACUUGCUCUCUUGGCCGGAGAGCGCACCGAGCUCCAGUCUGACGUUCACCAGCAAUUCUGAUCUCGACUCGGACACCAGCUCCGAAUACCCGGAGUUCACAAGCGAUGCCACCCUGUCGGAGGAAGCUAAGGAAGUGUACAACAGCUUGGUGGAGACGCCGACGAUGGAGAGCGCCGGCGACACGAAUCCCCUGCGUAUGCUGCGCUCGGGCCUGCCAAUCGUGAGGCCUCGCAUUCGCGGCAACAAGCAUGCUACCCUGGGUCAUCCGGCAUCGCAGUCGCACUCGGAGGACGCGUCCAACGAUCACGGUUUCCACUUCGAGAUGCACCACAGUGGCGCCAGGACCUUGCCGAAGGUGCGAGCGCCUCCCCCACCGCAUGCACCACCACCGUUGCCGCAGUCACGCAGCCUUGAGAGGCACCAUUCCGCCCAGGAGAUCGAGAACAAUCAAAAUCAGAAUAACGUCGACGAGAACCCGAUACCCCUGCCGCCCCGAGACCGCUCUAAGCCGCUUCAGGCCAAGUCCAGCUUGCCGCGACAUCAGAGGAAGCAUCCGCUGAUCAUUCCCGGCGGUGGCGUCACCAGGACGUUGGCGAAGAUGGCCGUGACUACGCCGCCUAUCGAGGAUCAAGUGGACGGGCAUUUCGUUCUGCAGAAUGCCGGCUCGUCGGUCGCCGGCACUUCGUUGCAGGAUAGCUACUCUCCGGAAGCCUCAGCCAACAGCCCGGAAGAAUUCGAACAGCGCAUAGACUCUGAGCUGGCCGCGCUAGAUUCUUUACCCGUCGAGGAGAAUCGACUGCGACGAUGUAGCGUGAUCUCAGAGGAUCUGCUGGAAUUCUCAGAGAACUUGAUCGACUGUGGCGACGCGUCCGACCCACGGCAGAACAUCUUGGAAACCAGCAACGACGGUCAGUCGAGCAACUCCUCGAAUGUGACCGACAAUCUACGCAGGAAGAUCAGCGUCGAGUCGAAGAGUUCCGUGAGGAGCACAGCGUCCAAGGUGCAGGAGAACGUGGAAGCGGAGCCAAGCCGGAAUCCAACACCGACCAGUUUGAGCAGAUCGGAAGACUGGAGCAAGAUUGAUCCGUUGGCUACCGCGGUGAGAAAUCCUCCCGCGAGGAUUCCGCUGAUACAUCAGCCUGGCCCGCCAAGUUACGCGUCGCAAACGGAUCAUCCCGCGGAAAGUGUUCCCGGCAAACCUGAGACGAAAAUCCAAUGCGAGGAGGAACCAUUGGUGCUGAUUAGUUCAAGCGAUAAAUUUCACAAGAUCGGUCCCUUGAAAGCCUAUCUCGCCAGUGAGAAAACGACGAGUCGCACGAGCGAUUUGUCGCGGCAGUCGGACCACGUCUCUUGCGAGGACCUAUUGGAAUUUGCCUGCGAUGGGCCAAACACUCGUAGAACACGCGGGCCGCGCAACGGCGAGCAGUCCGACGAGGUGCGGAUCAUGCUGAAAGUGUUGCACAAGCAGACAACUCCGGAGUCUUGCGUCGCUGCGCUCAACGUCACCGAGUGGGACGUGCUGGCCGCUAUCAAGCUGGAGCGACUACAGGAUCUGCUGAAGAAGGAGAACAGCUUUGUAGGUCUCGAGGAUUGCAAGGUGAUGUUGAACCAGUGUGGCGGCGACGUUGUCAAGGCGGCCGCGCUGUUGCGCAGCACGGAGGACACUGCCGCGGUUUAGUGCGGUUUUUGCUGUCUCGGAACGAUUCGACGGCGGUGAUUGCUACGUCGGAAAGAGCGAAAUCGUUAUUCUGAAAUUGAUCAAAUGCUCGACGGGGAAAUAAUCUAGCGCAAGGAUCCAGACUUCAAGCGACGAAAUGAGGAGGACAGAAACUGCGCAAAACGGCAAGUUCGAGCCAUAUACAGUUCUCUACAGUUUUCACAGUAUGCUUCCUUAAAGAAAUUCUAUUUAAGAUCCCCGACGAAUGUUUGUAAGAUCUUUCGUAUGUGUAGAAAUGUAGAUGAAUUUAACGAACGUUUAUUUAUUGUUUUAGUAUUAAUAGGGCGAACACAGUGGUUGAUAUAUGCUUUAUGUUAUCUAGUUGAAGGAUUUCAAGAUUAGCUUAUUUGAUAUGCCCUUAAGAGAAUAGAGCAGAACGAAACUAGCUUAUUCUUAUUUAACUUGCCAAGCAAGAUAACAAGUCGAUUGUAUUUCCUUUAUCCAUGAACGUAAUGUGAUAAUUCGCACAAUAAGGAUUACAAAUUUUGAAGUGAACGACGAAGAAGAGAGUGCGUAUUGAGGCCGGUAUUCAUAGUCGAAUCUUAUUUCAAGACCGUCUUAAGUAAUGUCUUAAGAUGCGAAUACGACUCUGUGAUUGGUUCAUGACAUCUUAAGACAGUACUUAAGAUGAUCUUAAAUAUAAAAUCGGACUAUGAAUACCGGCCUGAGAUACGUUCCGCGUUUCUUUUUUCUUUUUGUUGAAGUGAAAGUCUGCGUAACGACUCCAGUAAUGUGCGAAAGUUUGGCUAUGACUGGAAAUUUUUACAGAUCUGAAUAUAUAUAAUGCCUGUGUCCACGAAUUUUCAUUAUAAUUUAUGCUGUAAGAUGCGUAGAUUUUUACCUCGCGUAUCCACAUAGCGGAUAUCGGUUUCGAGGAAGCACGUCACUUCAUAUUUUGAAAGUAAUAUACGAUUAUGUGGUGUUUUAUACAAGACAAUCAUUUUGUAAUAUUUACACGUUUGGAAACCACAAUGCUCAAUGACGUCAAUAUCAAGCCAGUAAAGCUACGUAUACUAGCGAUAGGCGAAUUCGUAAAGGAGAUUUUAAAUUGUCGGCUUGCACGUUAUGUUAUUUCGUGAUUGCAACAAGUGGUAAUAUCCGGCCCCAAAGACUACUUCUGCAUCGUGUCAUUCGUUCGAUGUCACAUCUCAUAUUUACAAGCGAAUACCAGAGAAUCAUCACAUCGGUCAAAUUAUAUAUUUUCUAACUCACCGCUAUAACUGAACGACGUUAUAGCUUUUUAAAAAAGGAUUUAUGAUCACGAUCGAAUAAUCGUGAUGUGAGUCUUGUUGAUCAAUCUAGGAACGCAAAAACUGGAUAUAAUGUGGCUUCAGUAUGACAAGGUUCCAACUGACAUUUCGAAAACUGCGUGAAGAAUGAUUUGGAGUUGUUAUAAUUUGUAUACACAUGUUGGUACUUGCUAACAUUUCAACGAGAAAAAUGAACGCAAUGACGCUUAUUCUGUCGGUUAGAACCUUGACAUUCGAUGUUUAGUAAUAAAUAUUAGCGUAAAAACACAUCGUGCGUGUCAUAAGCUUUACGAAAUUUCGCUGAAUCAAACGGUGCAGCGUACACGUGUGUACGAAAAAAGAAAAAAUCUGCUCACCACAAUAUUUUAUUACAUUUUCCAAUCUCAAGAGAUAUAAAAUGAAAGUUUCAGACGUGCGAAGUACUGUACCUCGUUGUAAAAAGAAACGCAAGAGAUAUUCUUUGUAAUUUAAGGUAAUAUAUAGAUUUGGGUAAGCACCAAAUAUUUCGCGAAUUCUAUGUGUUCAGUAAGAUUAUUUUUACGAUCCGAAAUGUGCGUAUCACCUGUCGUAUAUAUGACCCGCAUUCUCUUCGUGCAUUCAACGCUAAAUACGGUCAGCUGACUCCGCGUUUUGAUAUCGUCCAAUAUCAGUGUCACAUUUAAUAUAAAUUUGAGACGAGUCAGGUAGCCGGAAUUAGCCUGAAAUGCACGAGCACACGGCGGGUCUGUAUCUUUAAGUUAUGAUACGUAAAACGAGUUGUAAAACGCGACUGAGAGAAGCAAAUGGUGGCUUUAAAGGGAUUACUCAAAGUCUAGUACAAUAAGAUUCAUUCUUUUCUACGAUCAGGAAAAAGAACGCGUAUCAUUCUUCAUUGUAAAUCCUUAGGUUAGCACACGCGACAAAAGCAACAGAGAAAGCAAGAUGCAAAACUGAUGACUGAUCGCCGAUAAAAGUGCAUAUAUUAUUGCGGCUUUAAAUCGAUUAUUCGUAGUCUGAUACAGUUCCUGUUGAGUUACACUAACGCUGUAGUAAUCCUAUCAUCGAUUAAAGCGCGCGGGAGAUAAUUGUUCGACAAACAGGGCGAAGUUUAAUCGGGCAAAUUAUGUCUUACCGGUAUCGGAUUUUGUUCAGUAUGUGUGUGUGUGUGUGUGUGUGUGUGUGUGUGUGUGUGUGUGUGUGUAUGCGCGCGCGCGAGUGCAUGUGUAAUGUCUCGAAAUUAUAAAUAUGUAUUUUUACAUAUUUAUAUGUAUACGUUGAGCAAAAUCGCGCUAUAGUAUAUUUUGUUCUUAUGCGCGCCGUGUAUACGCAAAAGUAUGCAUAAAGGAUAAAAUUUCUAAAAUUAAUUUUAAAGUUACUUUUAAAAAAUGUAACACAAGAUUGUUUAACAUCCAGAUCUUUAUUUCUGGAUUGUUAUUUCUUUGGAUUUUUUCUGAAUUCUGAACUGUAACUUCGGCGAAGUUGAGGUGUGACUUAUUCUUUUUAUACCGUGGCAUCUUUAUCAUUUUUAUAAAAUAUAGUAUAUUUUAUAGUAUCGCGAUACUUUGUGAGUUUGAACGAUACUAGUACACAGACCGGUUUUUAAGAUUGUAACAUUGCUUUAAUAUUUAGUACAAUUAGGUUACUAGUACUCCCUAAUUGUGCACAUUUGUUUCUGUUAAUUUCCAUCAGUUAUCGCUUUAACACGUCAUAUCAGUUUCUUUGAAUAACCAACGAAUAAAUGAAUAUUGCCAUUAGAAAAUUAUAUUCUCAAUCUAAUUAUAUAACACAUAAGGCUAUCACAAUUGUCUGUGUACAUCAAUUCGGAUUUGUUACAAUUCGAUUGAUCCUCAAAAUACGAAUGAAUUCUCAUUUUGAUCGUACCUUCGUGACAAAUGUCGAACAAGGUAAUCAGAGAAGAAGAAAUGCAAUCGAAAGUCGCGUCGAUUAGCGUGAAGAAAAAGAAACUAAAUUUGCUCAUCGUUACUGCGCGAGUAACGCGGCAGGAGGAGAGCUGAGAGCGGAUUGAGAGGGCGGAAGCGCGUGUUUGACGAGCGUGCUUUCGUUCACAUCGUUCAACGAAGCCAAAUAGGAGCCGAUGAAACCCGCCUAAGUAACUCAAUGUUACUUACCGUUAGCCUCGUAAGAUAAGCGAUCGUAAAUAAAGUAUGCGGCGCAUCUCCGCGAUGCGUUCGAGUAGCCAAUGUACUUAUACGCGCCCCUGAUCCACGAUAUUCGGCGCUAUUUUUUACGGACUAUUAUCAUUAUAAUUAUUUAUGCAAAGUCUCAGUUGUGAAACGUUUGACGAGAACACGCGCGAAGAUAAAUGAGAAUGUCAAGCUUCGAGAGAGGAUCGCGUAAUCUUGGGGAUGAUCAUAAAAAUAAUAAUAAUAAUGAUAAGAGUAAUCAUAACACAAUAAUAAUAAUAACAAUAAUAAUAACAAUAAUAAUAAUUAGGAUUAAGUUGAAGCCAUACCCAUUUUUCUCGCAAAGAAAGGAGGACGGAGAGAGAUACAGCGCGAGAUGCGUGUAGCACAAGCGGCUAAUUAUUUUUAAUGUACGUUGAAUUUUUCAUUAUAUCUGUGAAAUCAUUUCUGUAAUAGAAUCAUUACAUCGCAUUGAUAUCUCGGAACUGAAGCAAAUAAUAUUACACUCUCUGUAGACGUAAGGAAAAAAUGUAAUGUGUUUUAGUAGUAAGUAAAUACGGCAGUCGCCACGUCGAAGAACUGCGUCUUAUUUACUUGCUAUUAAAAUCUUUUUUAUUUAUUUAUCUAUAUUAAGGCAUGUCUCGCGCGUUUAAUUAAUAAACGAAUGACUGAAUAAAUAGAAAUAUCACUAAUUGAAAGGCUCAGAGCAAGAAUAGGGUGAAUGCGAUUAAUGCAGUGUAAUGAUUUUACGGAGAAGCUGCUGUGAGCGGCGAGCGCCUAAUCCUUUCAGUGAAAGAAUUCAACGUACAUUAGAGAGAUACGGCUGGCCGGCAAAAUUGCUCUCGAGAGCAAACGCAUCUGAUUUUCCCCGCUCGACUAUAGAGAAUAAGUCCAUCCUGUAACCAUUUUGAUACGCGAUUUUCUUUGUAAGGCAAACACGUUUGUACGUCUCUAUAUAUUAUUACGCGCGGAACCACAAAGAAUGUUUUUUAUAUCUGCUGUAUUUACGAUAAUAUAUAUACAUAUUCAUAAAUCA
Messenger RNA from Odontomachus brunneus, 11838 nucleotides. RefSeq names its product activated Cdc42 kinase-like (gene Ack-like). Gene Ontology annotation, biological process: protein phosphorylation. The record is from RefSeq and is a predicted model, not a curated record. Gene Ontology annotation, molecular function: protein binding; ATP binding; protein tyrosine kinase activity. The coding region runs from base 1415 to 7390 and encodes 1991 amino acids. NCBI's taxonomy places the organism in Eukaryota, Metazoa, Arthropoda, Insecta, Hymenoptera, Formicidae. The transcript is spliced from 11 exons.